AUGGCUGGCCAACUGAUGGGUGACGCUCUUCAUUCGCUCCUUCGGAGAGCUGCGGAUUAUGAUACAGAUCCCGAUGAUGGAGAUGCACCCGAAGCCGGCACCAAGGAGUUUUUCAGCUCCUGGGCGCUCUUUAUUAUGAUCACCCUGCUGAUGCUCGCUCUGUUCACGAGUUACAUCCUGCAGCAGCGGAAGAUAGAGGCUGUACAUGAAACGGUCCUGUCCAUAUUUGGGGGUAUGUAUCUCUCGUCUUGCUUCAUUGGACUUCAUACCGGAAGCAAUAAGGGUGCUCAUCAGCAGCUAGGUAUGUUCGUCGGAUUGAUUAUUCGACUGACUGAUUCGCCCAUUACGAACUUCGUCGCCUUCGACUAUCAGUUCUUCUUCAAUCUGCUCCUUCCUCCGAUUAUUCUUGCGUCCGGUUACGAGCUACAUCAAGCGAACUUCUUCCGGAAUAUUGGAACAAUCCUCACCUUUGCGUUUGCGGGAACCUUUAUCUCGGCUCUUGUGCUUGGGCUGGUUUUGUUUGCUUGGACAAGGAUUCCGUUGGACGGAUUCAGUAUCAGCUUCGUCGAGGCCAUAUCUGUCGGUGCUACGCUGUCUGCGACUGAUCCAGUCACGAUUCUGGCCAUCUUCAACCUCUACAAGGUCGAACCGAAGCUCUACACCGUCAUCUUUGGUGAGUCGAUAUUGAACGAUGCCAUUGCGAUUGUCCUGUUUGAGACGGCGCAGAAGUAUGCGGAGAGUGACGCAGGUUCUCUAUCCAUCCUCAAUCUAUUCGAGGCUAUCGGGUUGUUCCUGCUGGUCUUCUUUGGCAGUAUGCUGGUAGGCGUGAUUGUAGGGAUCAUGACGGCCCUCGGACUGAAAUACACCCACGUCCGUCGUCAACCUAAGAUUGAGAGCUGUUUGAUUGUGCUCAUAGCUUACGCGAGCUACUUUUUCUCUAACGGUGUUCUGCUGUCAGGAAUUGUGUCGCUCUUGUUCUGCGGUAUCACCCUGAAGCAUUAUGCCUACUACAACAUGUCCCGCCGGACGCAAUUGACCACGAAGUAUCUAUUCCAAGUCAUGGCGCAAUUGUCCGAGAACUUUAUCUUCAUUUACCUGGGCCUUGACCUGCUUGUCCAGAGGGAUGUGCAGUUCAAACCUCUCUUUAUUCUAGUCGCGGUCGUCGGUAUCUGUCUUGCCCGAUACCUUGCGGUGUUCCCCUUGUCAAGAGCCAUUAAUUGGUUCAUUCGGUAUAGGGCACGUCGACGGGGAGUGGAAGUGGCUGAUGAGCUGCCAUUCGCAUAUCAAGCAAUGCUCUUUUGGGCCGGACUUCGUGGCGCUGUCGGGGUAGCACUGGCGGCAGGUCUGAAGGGUGCGAAUGGGCCAGCUCUACGCGCCACUGUCCUUGUCGUUGUGGUGAUUACUGUCAUCAUCUUCGGAGGAACAACGGCGCGCAUGCUGGAGAUCCUUGGGAUCCGGACAGGCGUUGUUGAAGAACUUGAGUCUGACGACGAGUUUGAUAUCGAGGUAUCCAACGGAGGCACAUAUUAUAAGCGCUCUGAUACUGGGCUGGGAUACACGCCUCGCCGUCCAGACAACAUCCCGCUUGACGGAGUGUCACGGAGGGACCUCGACCGAAACAAUAGUUACUCGAGUGGCAACAGCCGCCGCCCUAGUCCGCCAUCAUCGUCGCGCCCGGGAGUAGGACACUCAAGAAUGUACUCAGACGCCUUUGGUCCAAAGGACACGCAGACACCGCGCGACCGUUCAACGACUGCUACCCUGCUAGGCAACCGUCCUGGAAGCCGUAGCGGCAGCGAGGACGGUAGCGAGGACGAGUUCGGUUUGAAGUCCUCUGGAAAGCGCCGGGCACUGGACCACGACCACCCGGAUGCCUUCGAACUCGACGUAGACGAUAUGCAUUCUGACGAUGACCUGCCUCCUGCUGCUCCGACGCGAAUGCGCCGAUCACCGUCUCAACCUCCACAGCACCCGGCGUCAUCGCAGACCCCACCAGAUGGCGCGUCUCCAUCCCGGCGCGAAGCGGGGAGAAGCGCACGGGAGGCUAUCCGAGACCUGUUCUCUGGCGGACCUUCAGGAGAUCACGUCGCCUGGUUCCGCCAGCUGGACGAAGAUUAUAUCAAGCCCCGUCUUCUGCUGGACCAGUCGAACCACAAGGGGCCUGGCGCUGUUUAG
This is a messenger RNA of Aspergillus mulundensis, 2175 nucleotides long. Its product is annotated as bifunctional K:H/Na:H antiporter NHX1. The coding region runs from base 1 to 2175 and encodes 724 amino acids. Lineage: Eukaryota; Fungi; Ascomycota; Eurotiomycetes; Eurotiales; Aspergillaceae. Gene Ontology annotation, cellular component: late endosome; fungal-type vacuole membrane; early endosome. Gene Ontology annotation, biological process: vacuolar acidification; proton transmembrane transport; sodium ion transport. The record is from RefSeq and is a predicted model, not a curated record. Gene Ontology annotation, molecular function: sodium:proton antiporter activity. The transcript has 4 exons.